Messenger RNA from Dibothriocephalus latus, 648 nucleotides. The record is from the annotation of a GenBank genome assembly. NCBI's taxonomy places the organism in Eukaryota, Metazoa, Platyhelminthes, Cestoda, Diphyllobothriidea, Diphyllobothriidae.
AUGUGCUAUGGGGGCAGGUACUUCGGUAUCGACCCCAUUCCCACUGCCCUCCUGCAUUCAUCAAUGGCGUACCCGAGCCUGGGGCCCAUUGAUUAUGAGACUGGUUACGGACCGAACGUAUGCGUUCAAUUUGAGGACAUGGCAAAUCACAACGGCUUCCGGUUCCUUGAGCGGUAUCGGAAGGACUAUGUCGUCUUUAAUGAUGACAUCCAAGGUGCCGCGGCUGUCGCUCUGGCUGGUCUCAUUAAUAGUACUAAGGUGACCAAGACUCGUUUGGUGGACAAUAAGUAUCUAUUUUUCGGCGCUGGUGCGAACGCAACUGGAAUCGCUAGCAUUCUUGUGGCUGCUAUGAAGGAUGAGGGCGUCUCCGAAGCCGAAGCUCGAUCUCGUAUCUACAUGAUGGAUUCUAAAGGUCUUCUCGUCAAGUCUCGUUAUGGUGGAGUAGCAGAACCGCAUAAGCAGCCGUUCGUUCGUGACGAUAUGGGACCGAUGGACCGACUAAAGGACGCAGUCACUGCCAUUCACCCGUCUGUUUUAAUCGCACACCCCUCCAUCAAGUUCACGUUGGAGGCGGAACCGACAGGUUCGCUGCCCUUCUUAGACGUCCUCCUAAAUCGAAUUUCUGACCUGGUCCGGCCAGUAUACUAA